CCCCCCCCCCGCCACUGCCAGCCCCAUCAGGCAGGUGCAGCCGGGUCCCAGGACCUGCCGGCCCCCAGCCCCCCCAGCUGAGGCUUCUCAUUGCCAGCCCUGUUCUGCCAGCCCCGUGGGAGCGAGAGCUCCUGGCUCCCCACCCCGCCGAGUAGGGUGGGACCGAUACAGUUUGCGCUCGCCUGGGGGGUCCUUCCCACUCCUCCGCUCACUCCUGCCUCUCUCCGACCCCCGCACGCCCUGGGCUCCUCCAUGUAUGACGACUCCUAUAUCCAUGGCUUCGAGGACUCCGAGGUGGGCUCAGCCGAUUCCUACACCAGCCGGCCGUCCCUGGACUCAGACGUGUCCCUGGAGGAGGAGCGCGAGACGGCCCAGCACGAGGUGGAGAACCAGGCACAACAGCAGCUGGAGAGGGCCAAGCACAAGCCGGUAGCGUUUGCCGUACGCACCAAUGUCAGCUACUGCGGGGCCCUGGAUGAGGAGUGCCCGGUGCAGGGCUCCGCCAUCAACUUCGAAGCCAAAGACUUCCUGCACAUCAAGGAGAAAUACAGCAAUGACUGGUGGAUCGGGCGGCUAGUGAAGGAGGGGGGGGACGUCGCUUUCAUCCCCAGUCCCCAGCGGCUGGAGGCCAUGCGGCUGAAGCAGGAGCAGAAAGCCAGGAGAUCUGGCAACGCCUCCGGCCUCGGGGACCCCAGCAAGCGGCGAUCACCUCCCCCGUCCUUAGCUAAACAGAAGCAAAAGCAGGCAGAGCACAUCCCGCCCUACGACGUGGUUCCCUCCAUGAGACCAGUGGUGCUGCUGGGCCCCUCCCUGAAAGGAUAUGAGGUGACAGACAUGAUGCAGAAAGCGCUCUUCGACUUCCUCAAGCACAGGUUUGAUGGCAGGAUCUCCAUCACCCGCGUCACCGCCGACCUGUCCCUCGCCAAGCGCUCCGUCCUCAACAACCCGGGCAAGCGCGCCAUCAUCGAGCGCUCCGCCACCCGCUCCAGCAUCGCCGAGGUGCAGAGCGAGAUCGAGCGCAUCUUCGAGCUGGCCAAGGCCCUGCAGCUGGUGGUGCUGGACGCCGACACCAUCAACCACCCGGCCCAGCUGGCCAAGACCUCGCUGGCCCCCAUCGUGGUCUACGUCAAGGUGUCCUCGCCCAAGGUGCUGCAGCGGCUGAUCAAAUCUCGGGGCAAGUCGCAGGUGAAGCACCUCAACGUGCAGAUGAUGGCGGCCGACAAGCUGGUGCAGUGCCCGCCGGAGCUCUUUGACGUGAUCCUGGACGAGAACCAGCUGGAGGACGCCUGUGAGCACCUGGCCGAGUACCUGGAGGUGUACUGGAGAGCCACACACCACCCGCUGCACCCGCUGGGCAGCCAGCCCCUCCUGACGCCGCCCGCCGCCAUCCCGGGCCUGCAGAACCAGCAGCUGCUGGGGGAGCGGGGUGGGGAGCACUCCCCCCUCGAGCACGACAGCCUGAUGCAGUCGGACGAGGCGAGCGAGACCUCCCGCAAGCCCUGGGCGGCCGCCUCGCAGCGCAGCUCCCAGCCCCUGGAGGACGAGUACCCGGACCCCUACCCGGAGCUGUACCAGCCCCACCGGCACCACAACAGCGGCCUGCACAGCGCCAACGGGCACGACUCGCAGGACCGGCUCCUGCAGCGCGAGGCCGAGCAGACCCACAACGACAGGAACUGGCAACGCAACCGGCCCUGGGCCAAGGACAGCUACUGA
Messenger RNA from Emys orbicularis (European pond turtle), 1716 nucleotides. RefSeq names its product calcium voltage-gated channel auxiliary subunit beta 3 (gene CACNB3). Gene Ontology annotation, molecular function: protein binding; voltage-gated calcium channel activity. Lineage: Eukaryota; Metazoa; Chordata; Testudines; Emydidae. The record is from RefSeq and is a predicted model, not a curated record. Gene Ontology annotation, cellular component: voltage-gated calcium channel complex. Gene Ontology annotation, biological process: calcium ion transmembrane transport.